AUGUCGAGGUUUACUCUUGCUACACUUUGUAUCGAAGAUGAGCCUGUCGCAGCCAUCGGGGUUGUUGACAGUUUCUAUUUGCUUCCUGAUUCACUUCCUUCGCUGAUCAAGCAUACAACGGUCAAAGACAUUUUGGUAUCGUGGCCAGACACUUUCCCAAUACUAGAGCAAUUUGCCCAGAACAAUAGCAAGGGUCAGAAUGUGCCGGGUGGAAGCCAAGUUAACUCAGAUAAUGCCCAGCUUCUCACUCCCAUCAUGUACCCCAACAAGCGGGUGGCAGUUGGUGCAAAUUAUACAGGAGAUGGGUCUAAGUGCAGAAAAGUGUGCGAAAAUGCCGUUCUUCAUAAGACCUCCGACUACGAGUCUUGUCGGUCCAGGAAAGACUGUCAGAAUCCCAGGUCUACGAAACAAUUCGACUGGGAGUAUCUCUCAUGCAGGAACUUGAUUCCAGCUGGCAACGAGUUGCAAGUAGAUCUCAUGCGCGGAAAAGCACAAGACACCAUGGCACCAUGCGGGCCUUUCAUUGUACCAGCCAAGUUCCUGCCUGAUACAUCCGACUUACGCAUCCGACUGUCCGUCAACGAUAAGCCCAUGAUGGAUGCGUCUACUAGCGAAAUGCUGUACAAGUGUGACGAGCAGCUGAGCAUCAUCAGCAGUUACAUGACCCUCGAGCCGGGCGACAUUGUCUUUACAGGCUCCCCAUCAGGGUCAGCACAUGUACAUGGGGAUUGUUGGCUGAAGCCAGGCGAUCACAUCUUGGCGGAAAUCGAAGGGAUAGGACGGCUUGAUGUGACAAUGAUUGCGGACAACUAG
Trichoderma aggressivum f. europaeum is the source of this 813-nucleotide messenger RNA. RefSeq lists its product as uncharacterized. NCBI's taxonomy places the organism in Eukaryota, Fungi, Ascomycota, Sordariomycetes, Hypocreales, Hypocreaceae. The record is from RefSeq and is a predicted model, not a curated record. The coding region runs from base 1 to 813 and encodes 270 amino acids. The transcript is spliced from 2 exons. Gene Ontology annotation, molecular function: catalytic activity.